Messenger RNA from Cadophora gregata, 249 nucleotides. RefSeq lists its product as uncharacterized. NCBI's taxonomy places the organism in Eukaryota, Fungi, Ascomycota, Leotiomycetes, Helotiales, Ploettnerulaceae. The transcript has a single exon. The record is from RefSeq and is a predicted model, not a curated record. The coding region runs from base 1 to 249 and encodes 82 amino acids.
AUGGGAUCCUCAGCUUCGAAGCGUCUCAAAGAUGUCGAGGACAAUUUGGAGGACAACUUCACGGACAACUUCAAGGACAACGUCAAGGACAACGUCAAGGACAACGUCAAGGACAACGUCAAGGACAAUGUCAAGGACGACGUCAAGGAGAACUUUGAAGGCAUUUACGAAGUAGACACACCGCCCACCGAGCGAAGAGAGCCACGCAUUCAACAAACGAAUCCACCACAUUGUUCUGAUGGCAGUUGA